AAAAAAACAUUAUGGGCUUGGCAGAAUAUGCCCUUAUAUCUAGAAAAUGGAAACCUGCUAUACUUAUUCACAAACCUACUGAACAAUAUACACAAUUAUUAGAAUAUAUAUCUGUAGAAUUACUGAACUCUAGACUAGAAACUAUUGAUGAAUUAGUACGAACUUCUUUUCCUCGAAUUUGGAUUGAUACUUAUCUCUUCUUCUUGGCCAUCUUCUUUGUCUUAUUUGCUGCUGCUCUUUCUAUUGGUCUUCAAAGUAAUAAUCAACGGGAUAAAUUAUGGUAUCCUCUACUUAUUCUUAUUGCUCCUGCCUUUAUUGCUUUUUGGACUUCUAGACGAAGAGGUCUUUAUUAUGGGAAACUCAAAAAGUUCAACGAACUUUUACAAAAAUGUUUGAAGGAAUUCAAUUCUGUGGAUACAGCUCAACAUAUCAAAUGGCAUCAUAGACGAAUACGAGAAGAUGAUACAACGGAAUCAUUGGCUUUAUCUCCACCUUUAUCUCAAUGGCAAAUCAUGUUGGUGAUUGAAGUAUUACAAGUUGAUCCUGAAGAUAUACAUCAACUAGAAGAUCAACAGGGAAUGAUACUACCUUCUUAUCAUGCAGCUAUAGAAGAUCUUGUUUUGGAUGUGGGACCAAGAGAAAAUCAUAAUCGACAACCUGGCGAAAACCAACGUGACCUCAACAAUGUACACCAACAUCAUUUAUCACCUUUAUCUUACCCUCUUCCUCCAGAUUAUUAUAAUAUGACUUCCAAUCCUAUUCCCCCACCAUCCAAUGAUAUUGAAUUGUCCUCUAUUCCCUCGUCUCUUCCACCUAACUACCAUCAUCAUUAAGGUUGUUCAUUAAGGUUCUUCUUUUACCUAUAUUUUUAUUUAUUCUUGUAUACUUCUUUUUUGUACUUUUUUUUUAUAUAUAUAUUACCAUGUAAAACUAUUUCAAUUUUUAUCUCUUUAAUAAACAUUUAUUAUUUUUUG
Molecule: messenger RNA, 974 nt
Organism: Halteromyces radiatus
Lineage: Eukaryota; Fungi; Mucoromycota; Mucoromycetes; Mucorales; Cunninghamellaceae
Exons: 3
Coding region: 12-833 (273 amino acids)
Source: RefSeq, a predicted model, not a curated record